CAGUUGGAGGCGACCAUAGGUGGCUGCUGUGACAAAGGGAAAUUGUGCUUUUCCAGCAUGCUAACUGACCCUGAUUUACCUCAGGAGUUUGAAAGGAUGUCUUCCAAGCGACCAGCCUCUCCGUAUGGGGAAGCAGAUGGAGAGGUAGCCAUGGUGACAAGCAGACAGAAAGUGGGAGAAGAGGAGAGUGACGGGCUCCCAGCCUUUCACCUUCCCUUGCAUGUGAGUUUUCCCAACAAGCCUCACUCUGAGGAAUUUCAGCCAGUUUCUCUGCUGACGCAAGAGAACUGUGGCCAUAGGACUCCCACUUCUCAGCACAACACAAUGGAAGUUGAUGGCAAUAAAGUGAUGUCUUCAUUUGCCCCGCACAACUCAUCUACCUCACCCUUGAAGGCAGAAGAAGGUGGGCGUCAGAGUGGAGAAUCAUUGUCCAGCACGGCCCUGGGAACCCCUGAAAGACGCAAAGGGAGCCUAGCGGAUGUUGUAGACACCCUUAAGCAAAGAAAAAUGGAAGAGCUCAUCAAAAAUGAGCCAGAAGAAACACCCAGUAUUGAAAAGCUACUAUCAAAGGACUGGAAAGACAAGCUUCUUGCCAUGGGAUCAGGGAACUUUGGAGAAAUAAAAGGGACUCCAGAAAGCCUCGCUGAGAAAGAAAGGCAGCUCAUGGGUAUGAUCAAUCAGCUGACCAGUUUGCGAGAACAGCUGCUAGCAGCUCAUGAUGAACAGAAGAAACUGGCUGCAUCACAGAUCGAGAAACAACGCCAACAAAUGGAGCUGGCUAAGCAGCAGCAAGAGCAGAUCGCAAGACAACAGCAGCAGCUCCUGCAGCAGCAACACAAAAUUAACCUUCUUCAGCAACAGAUCCAGGUCCAGGGUCAGCUGCCUCCAUUAAUGAUUCCCGUAUUCCCUCCAGACCAGCGAACCCUAGCAGCAGCUGCACAGCAAGGAUUUCUUCUUCCUCCUGGUUUCAGCUACAAAGCGGGAUGCAGUGACCCUUACCCCGUUCAGCUGAUCCCAACUACCAUGGCAGCUGCUGCCGCAGCAACACCAGGCUUAGGCCCGCUCCAACUGCAGCAGUUGUAUGCUGCCCAACUUGCUGCAAUGCAAGUGUCUCCAGGAGGCAAGAUACCUGGCAUACCCCAGGGUAACCUCGGUGCUGCUGUAUCCCCUACCAGCAUCCACACAGACAAGAGCACAAACAGCCCUCCACCCAAAAGCAAGGAUGAAGUGGCCCAGCCUCUGAACCUUUCAGCCAAACCCAAGACAUCUGAUGGCAAGUCUCCCACAUCGCCCACCUCUCCUCAUAUGCCAACACUGAGAAUAAAUAGUGGGGCCAGUUCACUAAAGUCAUCUGUGCCAGCAACAUUAGCUAGUCCUUCAGCCAGAGCUAACACAAUAGAUAUCCUUUCUUCUAUCACGUCGUCAGGUUAUUUAAAUGACCAUGAUGCUGUUACCAAGGCAAUCCAAGAGGCCCGACAGAUGAAGGAGCAACUUCGGAGGGAACAACAGGUGCUGGACGGGAAGGUGGCCGUUGUAAAUAGCCUGGGUCUCAAUAACUGCAGGACAGAAAAGGACAAAACAACACUGGAGACCCUGACUCAGCAAUUGGCAGUAAAACAGAGUGAAGAUGGGAAGUUUAGCCAUGCAAUGAUGGAUUUCAACAUGAGUGGAGAUUCUGACGGAAGUGCAGGAGUUUCAGAGUCUAGAAUUUACCGGGAAUCAAGAGGACGUGGUAGCAAUGAGCCCCAUAUCAAGCGCCCAAUGAAUGCAUUCAUGGUGUGGGCUAAAGAUGAACGGAGGAAGAUCCUUCAAGCCUUCCCUGACAUGCACAACUCCAAUAUCAGCAAGAUACUAGGAUCUCGCUGGAAAGCGAUGACAAACCUAGAGAAGCAGCCAUACUACGAGGAGCAGGCCCGACUCAGCAAACAGCACCUGGAGAAAUACCCGGACUACAAAUACAAGCCAAGACCGAAGCGCACCUGCCUUGUAGAUGGCAAAAAACUACGCAUUGGCGAGUACAAGGCUAUCAUGCGCAACAGACGCCAGGAGAUGAGGCAGUAUUUUAAUGUUGGGCAACAAGCACAGAUUCCCAUUGCCACUGCGGGUGUAGUUUACCCAGGAGCCAUUGCCAUGGCAGGAAUGCCUUCCCCACAUCUGCCCUCUGAGCACUCAAGCGUGUCCAGCAGCCCGGAGCCCGGGAUGCCCGUCAUCCAGAGCACUUAUGGCAUCAAAGGUGAGGAGCCUCAUAUCAAGGAAGAGAUGCAGACCGAUGAUGUCAAUGGAGAAAUCUACGAUGAAUACGAUGAGGAAGAGGAUGACCCUGAUGCGGACUAUGGCAGUGACAGUGAAAAUCACAUUGCGGGGCAAGCCAACUGAUCAGGGUCCAAAUAUCUCUUGACCUACAGGACUUCAAGGAAAAAAGAAAAAAUAAAUAAAGCCCCACCUGGUUUAUCUUUGCCAGUGGCCAAGCACAUUAACUUUCUCAUACACUGACUGUUACUUUAACUGUUAGUCUUAACUAGUUGGGACAUCAGCUGACUAAUAGACAUCAGCCUGCAUCAGAAGAAAAAAGGCUCAGAAGAAAGGAAACAAAGACAACGACAACAACAACAGAAUGAUAUAAGCUAUGGGUAAAAUAAUGCCAGUAAUUCAGCUGCUAUACCCAAGCACUGAAGUCUUACCCGUCGACCUUUUAUUAUUAUUAUUUUUUUUUUCAAAUAAACUUUAUGGCUGUUUGUUCUACAA
Molecule: messenger RNA, 2745 nt
Organism: Melopsittacus undulatus (budgerigar)
Lineage: Eukaryota; Metazoa; Chordata; Aves; Psittaciformes; Psittaculidae
Gene: SOX5
Product: SRY-box transcription factor 5
Exons: 15
Coding region: 58-2376 (772 amino acids)
Biological process (GO): cell fate commitment; positive regulation of chondrocyte differentiation; regulation of transcription by RNA polymerase II
Cellular component (GO): nucleus
Molecular function (GO): RNA polymerase II cis-regulatory region sequence-specific DNA binding; DNA-binding transcription factor activity, RNA polymerase II-specific
Source: RefSeq, a predicted model, not a curated record